Messenger RNA from Beauveria bassiana ARSEF 2860, 1497 nucleotides. RefSeq names its product pyridine nucleotide-disulfide oxidoreductase, putative. Gene Ontology annotation, molecular function: NADH dehydrogenase activity. Lineage: Eukaryota; Fungi; Ascomycota; Sordariomycetes; Hypocreales; Cordycipitaceae. The record is from RefSeq and is a predicted model, not a curated record. The coding region runs from base 1 to 1497 and encodes 498 amino acids. The transcript has 2 exons.
AUGAAUGGUCUCGGUGGAAUCACAACAAGGCCGGCAAAGAGCGCUAGGACGGUACUGAGCAGGGCAAGAAUAGCUCUACCGGCUCGGCCGAGCUACGUCAGAGCUCAGAGUACCACAGCUGCUGCACCUAGAACAAGGCAACCAGGCGAAAAGGAAAGAGUCGUGAUUCUAGGAUCAGGCUGGGCAGGCUAUGGCCUCGCGCAAACCAUCAAACCCUCCAAGGCGUCGCGGGUGCUCAUCUCGCCGCGGUCGCACUUUGUCUUUACGCCGCUGCUGGCCUCGACGACGGUCGGCACGCUCGAGUUUCGUGCCACGAUUGAGCCAGUGCGCCGUCUCGGUCUUGACGAGUUCCACCAGGCGUGGGCCUCGGACAUUGACUUUGCCAACAAGACGAUUCGGCUCGAGGCCAACACGAUGAGCGCGGCGGCGGGCAGCAAGACGAGCCCGCUCAGGGGGCCCGAAAAGGGCCCCGAGUUUGACAUUACCUAUGACAAGCUGGUCAUUGCCGUGGGCUGCUACAGCCAGACGUUUGGCACCGAGGGCGUGGCGCAGUACGCCUCGUUUCUGCGCGACGUGGGCGACGCGCGCGCCAUCCGGCUCAAGGUGCUGACAGCGUUUGAAAAGGCCGACUUGCCGUCGACGACGGACGCGGAGCGCGGCGAGCUGCUCAACUUUGCUAUUGUGGGCGGCGGGCCGACGGGCAUCGAGUUCGCGGCCGAGCUGCACGACCUGGUGCACGAGGACCUGGCCAAGCUGUACCCGUCGCUGAUGAAGUUUGUGCAGGUGACGGUGUACGACAUUGCCCCCAAGGUGCUGCCCAUGUUUGACCAGGCGCUCGCGAGCUACGCCAUGGACCUCUUCCACCGGCAGGGCAUCCAGGUCAAGACGGAGCACUCGCUGCAGAGCAUUCGCCGCCAAGGCGACAUUCUCAAGCUGCGCAUCAAGGGCCACGACGCCGAGGUGGGCGCGGGUCUGCUGGUAUGGAGCACUGGGCUGAUGCAGAACCCGCUGGUGGCGAAGCUGCUGGAGCAGGACAUUCCGGGCCUGGGCCGCAUCGUCAAGGACGCGCGCACGGGCGGCAUCAUGACGGAUGGCCACAUGCGGGUACUCACAGGGCUCGAGGCGGGCGGCGACGGUCCGCGCAAGCCGCUGCCCGACGUCUUCGCCAUCGGAGACUGCACCGUGCAGGAGGAGCACCGGUUGCCGGCCACGGCGCAGGUUGCCAGCCAGCAGGCGGCGUGGCUCGGCAAGCGCAUCAACAAGGGCGACAUGGACACGGCCGACGAAUUCAAGUUUCGCAACUGGGGCGCCAUGGCGUACCUGGGCAGCAAGCGCGCCAUCCACCAGCACGGCGCCGAUGGCCUCAAGGGCUGGCCGGCGUGGAUCCUCUGGCGCACUGCGUACCUGACCAAGAGCAUGAGUUGGCGAAACAAGUUUAAGAUUCCGUUUCAAUGGCUCAUAACGGCUCUGUUUGGCCGAGACAUUUCUCGGUUCUAA